This is a messenger RNA of Micropterus dolomieu (smallmouth bass), 1453 nucleotides long. RefSeq names its product histone H2A.V. Lineage: Eukaryota; Metazoa; Chordata; Actinopteri; Centrarchiformes; Centrarchidae. Gene Ontology annotation, molecular function: protein heterodimerization activity; structural constituent of chromatin; DNA binding. The transcript has 5 exons. The record is from RefSeq and is a predicted model, not a curated record. The coding region runs from base 154 to 540 and encodes 128 amino acids. Gene Ontology annotation, cellular component: nucleosome.
UCGAAGUAACAACACACGCUCUGAAUGGCUAUCCAGACUCCCACGAGGGGUCGAAUGCAAACGAUUUGCGAAAGGGUUUAUUGUUUCUUUGCUUUCGGAGCCGAAAUUGUUUGCUACCUACUCAGUUCCACAAUCAAAUAACGAGACGGAAAAAUGGCUGGUGGCAAGGCAGGAAAGGACAGCGGCAAAGCCAAGGCAAAAGCAGUGUCGCGCUCCCAGAGGGCUGGGCUCCAGUUUCCAGUGGGUCGUAUCCACAGGCACUUGAAGACUCGCACAACCAGCCACGGUCGUGUAGGAGCCACAGCAGCUGUGUACAGUGCUGCUAUCCUUGAGUACCUCACUGCUGAAGUACUAGAGUUGGCGGGCAACGCCUCCAAAGACUUGAAGGUGAAGCGCAUCACUCCCCGUCACUUGCAGCUGGCCAUCCGUGGUGAUGAGGAGUUGGACUCUCUGAUCAAGGCAACAAUUGCUGGAGGAGGUGUCAUUCCCCACAUCCACAAAUCCCUCAUUGGGAAGAAGGGUCAGCAGAAGACUGCAUAGAUACCAUGUCGACCAGAAAUAUCGGGGCUUUGAUUGGACCAGGAGUUCACAUUUGUUCUUUUUUUAUUAUUAUAGCAAAAGAAGAGUGAUUGUUAGGCUUUGUGUUGUAAUAUUUUCCCAUAACUAGAAAAAAGUACAGAAAAUCCCUUAACAACAAAAACCCUUUGUAUGUUAUAGUAGAACGUUUGACUGGGGAGUUCUUGAUUAUUUCAAAUGGUGACAGUGAAUUUGUUUGAUUGGCCUGGGACUCUGUAAUGUUUUGUACUGAAAAGAAAUUGUUAAAACCAUUUUUUAUAUAAAAAAACUUGUUUUGUGGUUAUUUUUCUUGAAGUUACAAUAUUUACUAUAAUACAAAAUUUUAAGGAGAUAAUGUUUUGGACAGCAAACUGGGUAACAGCUAAUGUGAGAUGGUGCUUUUUUUUCCUUUUGACUUACUGCAAUAUUUUGAACUGCACAAGGAUAGUGAUGUAUUAAAAGUUGAAUUUUUUUUUUUUUUUGUACGUCAAAAUGAAAAGUCGUUAAAAAGAAGUUAUUACAACCUUCUGCUACAGUGCUUUGUGUUUGUUAAUAGCAGUUCAACAAUGUAUUAAAUGUAAGAGUGAUCCUCUGCUGCUGUGAUCAGACACUGAUCCUGCAGUUUUUGCCUCACUGUGGAGCCGUCUGUUAACUACAUAUCACUACUAUAUCGUUUGUACCCUGAUAUUUGGAGAAGAUCAGUUAAUGAUUGAAAAUCUGACCGAUCUGAACCACAUUGGUGCUUUUAAAAUGUACCCACAAUUUCUAAAUGUAUGAACAAACUGAAUUGACCUUAAGUCAAUUUCAAGUGAAGAAGUCAGAGCCUUUUUAAAAAGCUAUGUGUUCAGGGAAAUUACUUUGCGUAUUUUAUCUUUGAAUAAAUACCCAUUGCAUGUUG